Molecule: messenger RNA, 912 nt
Organism: Oncorhynchus tshawytscha (Chinook salmon)
Lineage: Eukaryota; Metazoa; Chordata; Actinopteri; Salmoniformes; Salmonidae
Exons: 3
Coding region: 107-823 (238 amino acids)
Source: RefSeq, a predicted model, not a curated record
UUGCCUAAUGGUUGAGUAAAUUAAAUGUUUGGGUUUGGUCUCCAUGACAACCAGCUGUCCAUAAUUAGUUAAUCAAGACAGGCAGAGUUGAGGCUAGAGUGGCUGCAUGUCAAGAGGUCGUAAGGUGCUUGAAUCAUUUAGUCAUCAGGUAGUUUGGGUCCAUACCACUGAAACAAUGCAUCGAGCUCUGCCCAUAUAUCUAAGUUUUCUUAUGAUUGGCUCUGUCUUUGCUGGAGGUUCCUGGUGUGCCAACACAGCAAGAGCCCGAGCAGCUGCCCUGGGUUUGGUCCUCCCUAGGACCCAGUUUGUCCCUUACAGCCUUCGACCAACACGCCAUAGGAGUUUUGAUCCCAUAAAAACCCACUAUGAAAAUAAGGAUGGGCCCAAAGAGGCUCAGUUUGAGCCUAGCCUUCUGCGCAACAGUAAAAUCCAAGGGGAUGGCUAUCCAACUGACUGGGCCUAUGGACAAGUCUUCGCCAGAGGCUUUCAACCCAAACCGUAUUCACUAAACUAUCACGGUUCUGAUCCCAGUUUGGCUGACUCCUCUGUCAGCCAUUCUGUCUACACUCCCAAGGGAGAACUUGUUAGCAGCCACAAGCCCAACUUUGAGCAAGUCAAGAAUUCUGUGCCUCGAUCAAAUGUAAUGGUAGCCCCUGGUCAGUUUGAGUACUCAGACAAAGUGGACAUUCGCAAUUACUAUAAGCCUGUUGUAGUUCAGCCUGUUCCCAGCAGACGUAGAACAAUCCAGAGUGUGGUUCCACGACCCCAGAGCAGAGGUGCUGUACCCUAUGGAAAAAGUAUCCUAUGGUCCUGGCCACAGUAGAGACUUAUCCUCUCCACCAUCCCAGAGUGGACUCAUCAGCCUCCGAGCUAAAAAAAAAAAAAAUGUUCCCAGACCCUGUUGUCCAUUCA